AUGAACACCAACGAAGCCAAGGAGUAUCUGGCCCGGAGGGAAAUCCCGCAGCUUUUCGAGAGCCUUUUGAAUGGACUGAUGUGUUCUAAGCCUGAAGACCCAGUAGAGUACUUGGAAAGUUGUUUACAGAAAGUAAAGGAACUAGGCGGCUGUGACAAGGUGAAGUGGGAUUCAUUUGUAAGCCAGGAGAAGAAGACCUUACCUCCGCUCAAUGGAGGGCAGUCACGGAGAUCCUUUCUAAGAAAUGUAAUGCCUGAAAAUUCAAACUUUCCUUAUCGACGGUAUGAUCGGCUCCCUCCAAUCCAUCAAUUCUCCAUAGAAAGUGAUACAGACCUCUCAGAGACUGCGGAGUUAAUUGAGGAGUAUGAGGUCUUUGAUCCUACUAGACCUCGACCAAAAAUCAUUCUUGUCUUAGGUGGUCCAGGAAGUGGAAAGGGUACUCAGAGUUUGAAAAUCGCUGAAUGUUAUGGAUUUCAAUACAUUUCUGUGGGAGAAUUAUUAAGGAAGAAGAUCCACAGUACCAGCAGCAGUAGGAAAUGGAGUCUUAUUGCCAAAAUAAUUACCACUGGAGAACUGGCCCCUCAGGAAACAACAAUUACAGAGAUAAAACAAAAAUUGAUGCAAAUGCCUGAGGAAGUGGGCAUUGUUAUUGAUGGAUUUCCAAGAGACGUUGCCCAGGCUCUAUCUUUUGAGGACCAAAUCUGUACUCCCGACUUGGUGGUGUUCCUGGCCUGUACCAAUCAGAGGCUCAAAGAAAGAUUACUGAAGCGUGCAGAGCAACAGGGGCGGCCUGAUGACAAUUUGAAAGCUACCCAAAGGAGACUAAUGAACUUCAAGCAGAACGCUGCUCCAUUGGUUAAAUACUUCCAGGAAAAGGGGCUCAUCAUGACAUUUGAUGCUGACCGAGACGAGGAUGAGGUGUUCUAUGACAUCAGCAUGGCAGUUGACAGCAAGUUAUUUCCAAACAAAGAGGCUGCAGCAGGUUCAAGAGACCUUGAUCCUUUGAUGAUGUUGGACACUGGAGAGAUCACUGAUACAGGAUCUGAUUAUGAAGAUCAGGGUGAUGACCAGUUAAAUGUGUUUGAAGAAGACGCCAUAGGAGGUUUCACGGAAGAUUUGAGAAAGUGUAAAAUUAUCUUCCUGAUUGGUGGCCCAGGCUCUGGCAAAGGCACACAGUGUGAAAAGCUGGUGGAAAAAUACGGGUUUACACAUCUCUCAACUGGCAAGCUCCUGCGGAAUGAGCUGUCAUCAGAAUCUGAAAGAAGUAAAUUGAUCAGAAACAUCAUGGAACGUGGAGAGCUGGUGCCCUCAGGCAUCAUUCUGGAGCUCCUGAAGGAGGCCAUGGUGGCCAACCUCAGAAACACCAAGGGUUUCCUGAUUGAUGGCUAUCCUCAGGAAGUGAAGCAAGGGGAAGAGUUCGGACGUAGGAUUGGAGACCCUCGCUUGGUGAUCUGUAUGGACUGCUCGGCAGACACCAUGACCAACCGCCUUCUCCAGAGGAGUGGGGGCAGCCCGCGCGAGGACGACAGAACCGCUAUCACCAAGCGCCUUGAGACCUACUACCGGGCCUCCAUCCCCAUGGUCGCCUACUAUGAGACGAAAACACAGCUACGUAAGAUAAAUGCAGAGGGGACGCCAGAGGAAGUUUUUCUUCAACUCUGCACAGCUAUUGACUCUAUUUUCUGA
This is a messenger RNA of Mesoplodon densirostris (Blainville's beaked whale), 1686 nucleotides long. RefSeq names its product adenylate kinase 5 (gene AK5). Gene Ontology annotation, cellular component: cytosol; cytoplasm. The coding region runs from base 1 to 1686 and encodes 561 amino acids. Gene Ontology annotation, molecular function: AMP kinase activity; ATP binding; nucleoside diphosphate kinase activity. NCBI's taxonomy places the organism in Eukaryota, Metazoa, Chordata, Mammalia, Artiodactyla, Ziphiidae. The record is from RefSeq and is a predicted model, not a curated record. Gene Ontology annotation, biological process: ATP metabolic process; nucleoside triphosphate biosynthetic process. The transcript has 14 exons.